CACAACCUUCACUGUAAAUCAUAUGACAUGUCAUGUGACUCUUACUAACAAACAAAAAUGGUUUCCAAAUUCAGUCUAAAUACUCUGUUUAUUUUAUUGAUAUCGAGCUUUCUAAUUGUUGUCAGUCUUAGAUAUGAACCCGAUUGGAAGUCUUUAGAUUCCAGACCACUACCAAGUUGGUAUGACGAAGCAAAAAUUGGUAUCUUUAUUCACUGGGGAGUGUUUUCUGUACCAUCAUUUGGAAGCGAAUGGUUCUGGUAUAGAUGGAAAACUGCUAAAGAGCCAGGAAUAGUUGACUUCAUGAACAAAAAUUAUAGACCAGGCUUUACAUAUGCUGAUUUUGCUCCAAAGUUUACAACUGAAUUUUACAAUGCUGAUGAAUGGGCAAAUAUAUUUAAGGCAUCUGGUGCAAGAUACAUUGUAUUGGUAACCAAGCAUCAUGAAGGUUUUACAAAUUGGCCAUCCAAUUAUUCCUGGAACUGGAAUUCCAUGGAUGUUGGUCCAAAGAGAGAUCUUGUUGGUGAACUAGCCACAGCUAUAAAGAGUAAAACAGAUUUACAUUUAGGACUAUACCAUUCUUUACUGGAAUGGUUUAAUCCACUAUAUAUGGCAGACAAAGCCAGUGGAUUUAAAACUCAGGAUUUUGUGAAAAGUAAAACUAUGCCAGAGCUAUAUGAGUUAGUGAAAACUUACAAACCUGAUGUGAUAUGGUCUGAUGGAGACUGGGAAACCACUGAUGUUUACUGGAAUGCCACAGAAUUCUUAGCCUGGCUUUAUAAUGAUAGCCCUGUAAAGGAUACUGUAUGUGUUAAUGAUAGGUGGGGUAAAAACAUUAGAUGUAAACAUGGAGGAUUUCUCAACUGUAAUGAUAAAUACAAUCCAGGGAAGUUACAAAAGAAGAAAUGGGAGAAUGCUAUGACAAUUGACAGAUAUUCAUGGGGUUACAGACGUAAUGCAAGGCUGGCUGACUUUCUAACCUUACAUGACCUUUUAUCUGAAAUUGUUUCCACUGUUAGUUGUGGUGGAAAUAUUUUGAUCAAUAUUGGUCCAACUCAUGAUGGUAUGAUAGUACCGAUAUUUCAGGAACGACUACGACAGCUUGGUGAUUGGUUAAAAGUCAAUGGAGAAUCUAUUUAUGGAUCUAAACCAUGGACUCAUCAGAAUGAUACAAUUACUAAAAAUAUAUGGUAUACCUCACAGAAAUCCAGUGAUAGUUUAGAUGUGUAUGCUAUUCUACUUUCGUGGCCAGAAGGAAAAGUGUUGACUCUAGGUGCACCAUUACCAUCAACUACAACUGUUGUCUCUAUGCUGGGAUACAGUACAAAGUUAAACUGGAAGCCUGGUACCAAAGGAGGCAUUGACAUUAGUGUACCAGUUAUUCCAUCUAAUCAACUACCUUGUACUGAUGCAUGGGUGUUAAAGAUCGAAGGUCUCAAGAAUUAGACUGCAAAAAUAUUGUAAUUCAUAGUUUUUCAGAUGUUUUCAAGGAAAUUCCAUACUAGACAGAUGGAAAUAUUUAUCCAUGAAUCUCUGCCUGCAAACUUAGAUCUUUUUUUUUUAUAAUUUAC
Mytilus trossulus (common blue mussel) is the source of this 1568-nucleotide messenger RNA. Its product is annotated as alpha-L-fucosidase-like. Gene Ontology annotation, cellular component: lysosome. Gene Ontology annotation, molecular function: alpha-L-fucosidase activity. The transcript is spliced from 8 exons. Gene Ontology annotation, biological process: fucose metabolic process; glycoside catabolic process. The record is from RefSeq and is a predicted model, not a curated record. Lineage: Eukaryota; Metazoa; Mollusca; Bivalvia; Mytilida; Mytilidae. The coding region runs from base 58 to 1443 and encodes 461 amino acids.